Molecule: messenger RNA, 441 nt
Organism: Staurois parvus
Lineage: Eukaryota; Metazoa; Chordata; Amphibia; Anura; Ranidae
Source: the annotation of a GenBank genome assembly
CCUGUCAUGUGUCUGCAGCCUCUUAGUCAUCCCCUGUACUGUCUGCAGUCUCUGGUCAUCCCCUGUACUGUCUGCAGUCUCUGGUCAUCUCCUGUACUGUCUGCAUUCUCUGUUCAUCCCCUGUACUGUCUGCAUUCUCUGGCCAUCCCCUGUACUGUCUGCAUUCUCUGGCCAUCCCCUGUACUGUCUGCAGUCUCUGGUCAUCCCCUGUACUGUCUGCAGUCUCUGGUCAUAUCCUGUACUGUCUGCAGUCUCUGGUCAUCCCCUGUACUGUCUGCAGUCUCUGGUCAUCCCCUGUACUGUCUGCAGUCUCUGGUCAUCCCCUGUACUGUCCGCAGUCUCUGGUCAUCCCCUGUACUGUCCGUAGUCUCUGGUCAUUUUCUGUACUACGUCCGCAGUCUCUUGGCCACCCCUGUACUGUCUGCAGUCUCUGGUCAUCUC